Polypterus senegalus (gray bichir) is the source of this 3161-nucleotide messenger RNA. RefSeq names its product transmembrane 6 superfamily member 1-like. The transcript is spliced from 10 exons. NCBI's taxonomy places the organism in Eukaryota, Metazoa, Chordata, Cladistia, Polypteriformes, Polypteridae. The record is from RefSeq and is a predicted model, not a curated record. Gene Ontology annotation, cellular component: lysosomal membrane. Bases 284 to 1393 code for a protein of 369 amino acids.
CUCCGUUUCUUCUUGCUCGUGUCACAAGGGAGAAACGCUCUGGGGCACGUGGGCACAUUGUAAUGUAAAGCCGCCCGAUAUUAUCUUCAGCCAAGUGUCAGUUUGCACGUGCCAUCCCGCCCCGUCGUUUUGCUCCCCAAAGCGCGCACACACACACGCACACACACAUACACACAUAUACAACAAGGAGACCACCGCCACUUCGCGGCUGCCAAGCUGCAAUAAUGGAUGUGUAACAAAAGAAGUAGCACUGUCGCCGUACAGAAGCACCGAAAGGUCCACAAUGACAGCUUCAGCAGGCACGGGGGUUUUUGUGCUGUCCCUUCUGUCAGUCCCGCUUACCUAUUUGUUUAACUUACUGUUCCACGCCAACAGUGGUGGAGCGGUGUUUGUGGCAGGAGCUUUAAUUCUGCUUAUCACUGCAAGUUUGGCUCACAUUUUGCUGAAGCAGAAGCCCCCUAAAGACCCUCUCUUUUAUGUGUUUGCAGUGUUUGCCUUUAUGAGCGUAGUAAACCUCAUCAUAGGACUUGAACAAGACAGUAUCAUCGAUGGGUUUGUGACGUUUUACUUGAAAGAGGGCGAACCUCACUUGAACACCGCUCACGGUCACAUGAUCUGCUACUGGGAUGGCUCUUUCCAUUACCUCAUGUAUUUACUGAUGAUUACAGCCAUAACUUGGGGGGACGAGUAUCGAACAAUUGGACUUUACUGGGUUGGAUCGGUUUUGAUGAGCCUAGUUGUCUACCUCCUUGGAAACGCUGUUGGGAAAUAUGGAGCAAACCUGUGUGGUGGAUUUGUUAUUAACAAUCUGUGUGUCAUUCUACCGGUGUGGGCCUCUUUUCGUAUCUUCAGCCAGCCUUUGACAAGAGAUGCACCUUCCAAGUGCAUUCAAGACUCCCAUCAGAAGGGGCUGAUUGGUAGACCACUAGACUGCGUGUUUGUUCUCUACUUUCUGCUUGCCUUGGGCUUCAGUAUCUUCAGAGGACUGGUUACCUUAGACUGUCCUGCUGAACUUUGCCAACAGUACGUUCAGUUCCAGGAGCCAUAUCUUAAAGAUCCCACUGCUUACCCUAAAAUCCAGAUGCUGAUGUAUAUGCUCUACUGUGUUCCUUUCUACAUCGUGACAAUUUAUGCUCUCCUGGUUCCUGGAUGCAGCUGGACUUCUGACUUGGCUUUGCUGCAUGCAGGUGCUUUAGCACAAGGCCAGUUUUCUCACAUUGGGGCCUCUCUGCACACGAGGACACCAUUUUCAUACAGGGUGCCUGAGGAAGCAAAAACCAUGUUCCUGUUUCUAAACCUAGUUUAUGGACUCGUGCCCCAGCUGUUUGCCUACAGAUGUGUGACAAAUCCAGAGUUCUUUCUGAAAAACAAAGGGAAUCAAAAGACAGAGUGAGGCACAUGCAAGUGUGACGUUAGGUUGGUUAGCCGUCCUCGUUUUGUGCAUUGGAUUUAACGUUCACAGAUAUUCUUAGUUGGUAAACCGUAAGUGUAUACAGAAUAACAAAGUGAAGGCAGCAAGGCACCAUUAAAAUAACCCCUGGGCUGGGAUGAACUUAAAAAAAGUGGAACUUUCCAAAGAAACUGGUUUAGUAUGAGGUUCAGUUUAUAGAUGCAAAUUACAAAGGUACAAUUUUGAUAAAAAUGGGCCAUUGACGUGUCAAGUAUUUGUGUGUGUGUUCACUUUAAAAUUUAUGAUAUGCAACUGUUACUUGGUGUGGGGGGAGCAGGGUCACAUAUUUUAUUAAGGUGCUAUUGACGUACAACAAUAUUACUUUUGUAACUGCUGUUGGCAGUGCUUCACCGUGCAGAACGUUUUCCUUAAAUGAAUGUUUUGAUAGCAGCACUGCCAAGAAAUUUGCAACAAUAUAUCAGAGACGCCAAGGGUCAGAGCCCUUCACUUUUGACACAUUUUGUUGUGCUGCAGCCUUGUGAGAAAAUCAUUUCAAAUUCCUUUUUUCCCCUCAUCAAGCAACACUCAAUACUCCAGAAUGACAAAGCAAAAGCAGGAUUUUGGACAUUAAUAACAAAAAGAAUGAACUGCCAUAUUGACACCAGUAUUCAGAUACUUUACUCAGUACAGGUAGUCCCUGAGUUACGGACAUGCGACACACGACUUACGAACGGGGCCGCAGCUGCUCCUUCACCUGUCCGGGGGGACGUGACGCAGGCUCCUCAGUAACUGCCGCUCCGGCAUCGUCGGCCUGGGGAUGCUGCAAGCGGUGGCUGGAGGGGGGCCAUUUCGCAGCUCGUGCAGUGUAGUGCCAAUCUGACUGGAUGGGGGGUCAUUUCACUGCCCGCACAUCACACAGCCUUGCAGGGUCUCUCGAACCGCUGGCCCAUUCGUUUUCGGUGGGCGGCUGGUGAUGCUGGAAGCGGUGGCUGGAGAGGGCCGGUUUCGCUGCUUGCGCAGUGUAGUGCCAAUCGGGCGGCUUUGCUUGAUGAAUGGGGCAGUGGGGGCGGCACCCCGUUCAUUCUCAGUGGGCAGUUGGGUGCGCAGCAAACGGUGACCUGGGGUCCAUAGUCAUCCGGGGCCACAGCUACUGCUCGUGUGCAGGCUUGAUGGGGUGGUUCGCUGCCCACCCACUGCUCCUCCGCAGAUACUGCUCCUGACUUUCGUUUCACUGCCCGCCCCAUCACACAGCCUUGCAGGGUCCUUCGAACAGCUGGCCCAUGGGCGGCUGGUGAUGCUGGAAGCGGUGGCUGGAGAGGGUCGGUUUCGCUGCUUGCGCAGUGUAGUGCCAAUCGGGCAGCUCUGCUUGAUGAAUGGGGCAGUGGGGGCAGCACCCCGUUCAUUCUCAGUGGGCAGUUGGGUGCGCAGCAAGCGGUGACCCGGGGUCCAUAGUCACCGGGGCCACAGCUACCACUCAUGUGCAGGAUGGACGCUUGAUGGGGCGGUUCGCUGCCCACCCACUGCUCCUCCGCAGAUACUGCUCCUGACUGCUCACUGCCUGUCCACCACACAGCCUUGCAGGGUCCCUCAAACGGCUGACCCAUUCAUUCUCGGUGGGCGGCUGGUUAUGCUGCAAGCGGUGACCCGGCAUUGGCUUAAUGGAUGCCUUUGGGGAUGAAUGGGGCGGCGGGGGAAGCAUUGUAGUGUGCCUCGGGUGGCUGCCUGUUGAAUGAGGACGGUGAUGAGCGAUUCACUACCCGCCUUUGGCAGC